This is a messenger RNA of Metarhizium brunneum ARSEF 3297, 831 nucleotides long. RefSeq names its product Ubiquinone biosynthesis O-methyltransferase (gene ubiG). Lineage: Eukaryota; Fungi; Ascomycota; Sordariomycetes; Hypocreales; Clavicipitaceae. The record is from RefSeq and is a predicted model, not a curated record. Gene Ontology annotation, molecular function: S-adenosylmethionine-dependent methyltransferase activity.
AUGGCAUCCAACCCCGAGAAGCAACGCGGCAUCCAUGGCUCCUGGAUUGAAAACGCCGAAUGGUGGGACACCACAAUGGGCCUUGACGGGAAUAAAUACUGGCAGGAGCUUCAGAAGCCCAGUCUAGAGAGGCUGGUUCCCGUACAGCCGGGCGGCAGGGCGCUCGAUCUCGCCACGGGCAACGGCCUCGUGGCGCGCUGGCUCGCAGGCAAGGGCGCCUGCGUCACCGCAUCCGACGGCAGUGAAGAAAUGAUCAAGCACGCCGCGCGGAGAAGCUCGCCCGACGAGGCGGACCGGAUCUCGUACCGCGUUCUGGAUGUCACUCUGCCCGAGGCCUUUGAGGACCUUGUCAAAUCAGAGUCGGCGGAGGGGGGAUUCGACAUUGUGACGUGUAACAUGGCGCUCAUGGAUAUUUCUGACCUCGAGCCGCUCGCGGACGCGCUGCCCAAGCUCUUGAAACGGGGCGGCAUCUUCUUCGCGACCCUGCUGCACCCUGUGUUCUUCACCUCUGGGGCAACGCGCUUCGUCGAAGUCGUCACCGACGAGGCCACGGGCGAAUACUGCAACGCCCGCGGGAAAAUCGUCCGCGAGUAUCGCGACAAGGCUCCCUGGCGAGGUGUCGCCGUCAACGGCCAGCCGGCGUUCCAGCUCUACUUCCAUCGCCCGCUCGAUGUUUUGUUGGGGACCUUCUUCAAGACGGGCUUGGUCAUGGAUAGCUUGGAGGAGCUGUACUUUGACGAGGCGGACGCGAUCAAGGAACGGCCCGAGUCGUCGGCGAAUUAUACGCAGAUUCCGGCCAUUAUGGCUCUGCGCUUUCGCAAACUCCAGUGA